UCUUCCUCGCCUACGGCUACUUGGCCGCCGCCGCCCUCUCGUCUUCCUCACCAAGCCACGCCACGCCUCGCUCCGACCACAACAUGGAAGAGGGCUAUCUCCACUCCCCAUCUGGGCCGUCGCGUCGCCACUUCAGAAUGCUCGGGUCCCUGCGGGGGAUGGAGGUUUUCGAGGACGUGGUGUUCGCGCGGCUGCGGAGCUACGAGUGCGGCACGUACCUCCACGCCGACGAGGACGGGCGGUCCGUCUACCACGGCAGCCUCGCCCUCGCCUCGCACAACGCGGUGUGGGCCGUGGAGCGGCGCCUCGUCGCCUCCGGGGACGGGGACGGGGACGGGGACGGGGCGGCCCCCACGCUGCACCUGCUCUUCCGUGGCGCCUACGGCCGCUACCUCGGGGGCCCCGACGCCCGAGACGGCGACGGCAACGGCGAGCGCCGCUGCCGCUUGCUCAAGGUCACGCAGCGCGACCGCGACGCGGAGGAGGUCGACGCCAUCAUGUGGCGGGCCAUCGCGUGCGGCCGAUGGGACGUGUUCGAGGAGCACGACGCCCGGGGCGUCACCAUUCUGCGCGACAGGUCCGGGCGCUACCUGCGCGGCAACAAGGGUUUCCUGUCUUGCCGCCGCAGCGUCUCCGUCGACGGCAACGCCAACAAGGAAGCGACGUUGCUGUGGGAGUUGGUGCGCGUCCCCCCGAGUCUCGGCAGGCCCCAGCUCCCGUUCGCCACCGAGGCCGAUUUGGGCGUCACGGUGUGCUUGCCCACGCGGCGGCGGGAGAUCCGGUACGUGAGGGCCGACGACGAGGGCAACAUCGUGGGAAGCUGGGAGUCGUUUCCGUUCAAAGGGAAGUCGGUGCGGAUCCUGAGAGACAGUGUCGUGCGCCGUGUGCUCCUCAACACGCCGGCGAGUGAGCGGCCACAGCUGGGCGAGAACUUCACGCUGUGUGUCCGCGCCGGCCUCCAUGGGCACCUCUCCCCUCUGCUCAUCAACCUGCCUCGCAGCCUGGAGGCCCUGAACGUCGUCCUUCUCAGGGAGAAUAGCACAGCGGAUAAUGAGUUGAUAUUCCCAGAUGUGGAUGCAUUGCCAGAUCAACCCUCAUUUGAGUGAAUCCUUCGGUGCUGAAUUUCUGACAGGAUCAGGGAAAUCGACAGAAGAUUAGCGUGGAACUUUCAGUUUUAGUAUGUUUUCUCUCAGCUGCAGGAUGGCUGAAAAGCCAGAAAUUCGUCGGGGUGUACAAUGAAUGUAGUCCCAAGGUUUUACAUGCUUUGAAACAGGGUUUUCGGAUGACAAUCUAGUAUUCAUGCCUUGUAUGGAUUGAUGCCAUGAUUGCGAUUAACUCCUGCAAUAUAUUACUGAUCAUGCUAAACUAGUUG
This is a messenger RNA of Oryza brachyantha (malo sina), 1372 nucleotides long. RefSeq lists its product as uncharacterized. The transcript is spliced from 3 exons. The coding region runs from base 84 to 1106 and encodes 340 amino acids. NCBI's taxonomy places the organism in Eukaryota, Viridiplantae, Streptophyta, Magnoliopsida, Poales, Poaceae. The record is from RefSeq and is a predicted model, not a curated record.